Molecule: messenger RNA, 3077 nt
Organism: Zingiber officinale
Lineage: Eukaryota; Viridiplantae; Streptophyta; Magnoliopsida; Zingiberales; Zingiberaceae
Product: BTB/POZ domain-containing protein At1g30440-like
Exons: 4
Coding region: 912-2792 (626 amino acids)
Molecular function (GO): protein binding
Source: RefSeq, a predicted model, not a curated record
GAACGGAAGAAGGUGGCCUACUUUGUCCUUUUCUUCCCACCGAAGCCUUUACCUUUCCUCAGCCGUUUGUCUCCUUCCUCGCCCCGCCACCGUCCGGCGCCUGCAAAUCCCUCUAAAGUAUUUCACUUGGAGCGUGUUCCAAGAAUUCGAGUGCAAACGGACAGAAUGGAACCUGUUCUCUACUGGACUUUGGUGGAUGAGUAGCAGAAGGGCCUUCUAGUUCCUCUUUCAUCUGGUCUGGUUCUGGUUCUGGUUCAUGUCUUGGUUGGACGUGAGAUUGAAGUGGAUAUUGUUAGAUUAUUCAUGGAGCUGAUCGCUUAACUUGCUUAACUUGCGGUUUUCCAAUUGGGCAAUUCGCGGGUCGUGGGGUUUGCAGAUGAAAAUCUAGGAAAGUUUUCGCCUUUUUUUUUCCUAUUGAUUUGCCUGAUGCUUUUUGGUUGAGUUUGCUUCGACUUGGUCAAAGUUGCGAUAAGGCAGGUGAUCUUUGAGCACCCGUUUCUUUCUGCGUUUGCUGCUGAUUCGAGGAGGGUUGUCUUUUGGUUUGGGUUGUUUAUUGUUUAUUUUGCUUGGGAUUAAGCUGGAAGAGUAGCGUGUUAGUUUGUGGUGGAUUUGGUUAGGGUUUCUUCUUCCUUUUUUUUUUUUGUUCUAGUCGGCUACGCCUGAAAUGUGCAACUUCGUGUGGCUCUUUGAGAUUAUAGUCUUUCUUUUUGGGUUGGCUUUUGAUGCGUAGCCCUAGAUAUACUCUCGGUUGAGAAAAAUAAUCUGUAGUUUGGUGGAUGAAUAUGAACUUGAUGCGAAGAAUUUAGUGAAGAUGGGAGCGAUGAAAGAUAAUUUAGCAAAUUUAUCUGUUUAAGCAACAAGUAAGACUUCCAGGAGGGAUUCUGGACUCAGAUUUCUUGGUAAUUUUCGAGAUGGCAUGCGUGAAGCUAGGAUCCAAAGCUGAUGGACUACAACGGCGAGGGCGGACAUGGUUUUGCACAACUGGUCUACCUAGUGAUGUGACUCUACAAGUUGAUGAGAUGACAUUUCAUCUUCACAAGUUCCCUCUUCUAUCAAAGUCUGGUCUUUUGGAAAAGAUGAUUAGAGAAAAAUCUGAGGAGGGAGAAGAGAGUUGUGUUAUAGAAUUGCGUGGUUGCCCUGGUGGGCCGAAAGCUUUGGAACUCGCUGCCAAAUUUUGUUAUGGUAUGAAACUGGAACUGACUGCUGCAAAUGUUGUUCAUAUGCGUUGUGCUGCGGAGUACCUUGAAAUGACAGAAGAAAUUGCUGAGGGAAACUUGAUCAAUGAAACUGAAGCUUUUCUUAACCAAAUCAUUCUUCGUAGCUGGAAAGACACUAUUAAGGCACUACAAACUUGUGGUGAUGUCCUUCCUCAUGCAGAAGAUCUUCAAAUUGUUAAAAGGUGCAUUGAUUCUUUGGCUAGGAAAGCAUGCAAGGACACAAACUUAGUUGAGUGGCCCAUUGUUGAGCACACACCCAUGCAAAGUCCUGGCGGCAGUAUUCUGUGGAAUGGUAUAAGUACAGGAGCCAAACCAAGAGUUAGUAGCUCUGAUUGGUGGUAUGAGGAUGUUUCUUUGUUAAAUCUUUCACUGUACAGGAGGUUUAUCUCAGCUAUGGAAUCACAUGGUGUCAGACAAGAGAUAAUUUCAGAGUCUAUCACCUUCUAUGCUAACAGGCACCUGCCAGGCCUUGACAGGCGUCAGAGCAUAUCUGAAAUCAACUUUCGUCUAGAAUCUAGAACAUUAGUGGCUCCUCCAUCAGAAGAGGAACAGAAGUAUCUUCUUGAGGAGAUUGAUAAACUUUUGCCAUCACAAAUAGGUCAGAUACCCACUAAACUUUUAUUUGGACUUCUUCGCACAGCUAUGAUUCUGCGAGCCAGUUCCACCUGCAUUUCUAACUUAGAGAGAAGGAUCGGAAUCCAACUAGAUCAGGCUUCCUUGGAAGAUUUGUUGAUACCUAACUUUUCUGAGUCAAUUGAAAUGCUCUAUGAUGUAGACUGUAUUCAGAGAAUUGUUGAGCACUUUUUGGCUCAGGAUCCAAUGACUGCUGGGGCCUCUCCUGAUGUAGAUGAUGAUGAGCAGUUAUUAGGAUCACCAUUGUUGAUACCAAUAACUAGAGUUGCAAGGUUAGUUGACAGUUAUCUGGCAGAGGUUGCAUCUGAUGGUAAUCUAAUGCCAUCCAAGUUUCAAGCUUUGGCUGCUGCUAUACCGGAAGAUGCCCGGCCACUAGAUGAUGGCCUAUAUCGUGCCAUCGACAUAUAUUUAAAGGCCCACCCAUGGCUCACAGAGAAUCAGAGGGAAGGACUGUGUCGGCUGAUGAACUGUCAGAAGCUUUCUCUAGAAGCUUGCACCCACGCAGCCCAGAAUGAGAGACUUCCACUUAGAGUGGUGGUUCAGGUCCUCUUCUUUGAACAACUUCAGCUGAAAACAUCAAUUGCUGGAUGUUUUCUCGUAUCUGACAACCUCGACCAGUCGAGACCCUUGAGGAGUGGUCUUCCAAUCUCAGGUGAGGAGGGCAUGUGGGCAUCAGCCGUCAGGGAGAAUCAGGUACUAAAGGUGAGCAUGGACAGUAUGAGGAUGAGGGUUUCUGAACUUGAAAAGGAGUGUUCAAGCAUGAGGGAAGAACUCGAGAAGUUAACAAGGGGGAGUGGGAGAAAGUUCAGAACCAAUCUCAGGUACCAGAUCUGUAGCUCGAGCGGGGAUGUCGUUAGCAAAGAGAUGGACGCUUUGAAGAUACUCGAGAAAGAACAACUGAAGCUUGCAAAACACAAGAAACAACUGUCGACAGACAUGUAAAGAUUCUGAAAGCAUCGUAUAGUUUGGUUCAGUUUACAGUACAUGAAUAUGAAACUUUUUUUUUUCUCUUUCCCUUAUAAAUCCACAUGUGGUUUUGAUAAUAGUGUGAACAUUUUGUGGUUCCUUGAACCAAAUUCUUCACCUAGUUCAAUCAUUUAAAAGAAGGCACCUUGUUCAAAAACGGAGCAACAAGCUAAUACGACCUUGUUUUGCUUUCAUGCUGUGUAUUAUAAGAACACGUUGUGUUGUACCAUACCUGUGCUUUAAUAUUACUAUUUUUGUGCA